Notothenia coriiceps (black rockcod) is the source of this 2462-nucleotide messenger RNA. Its product is annotated as serine/threonine-protein kinase N2-like. The transcript has 3 exons. The record is from RefSeq and is a predicted model, not a curated record. Gene Ontology annotation, molecular function: protein serine/threonine kinase activity; ATP binding. Gene Ontology annotation, biological process: protein phosphorylation. NCBI's taxonomy places the organism in Eukaryota, Metazoa, Chordata, Actinopteri, Perciformes, Nototheniidae. The coding region runs from base 133 to 426 and encodes 97 amino acids.
UUUACCUAUUGUCAUCUGUGUGUGUUUCUAUAGUCUCCAUUCCCAGGGGAUGAUGAAGAGGAGGUGUUUGACAGCAUAGUGAAUGACGAAGUCCGCUAUCCACGCUUUCUGUCCACCGAGGCUAUCGGCAUUAUGAGAAGGCUGUUGAGGAGGAACCCGGAGAGAAGACUGGGCUCUGGUGAAAAGGAUGCAGAGGAAAUUAAGAAGCAGCCAUUUUUCAGAAAUGUGGACUGGGAGAUGUUGCUGCAGAGGAAGGCUCCCCCCCCCUUCGUCCCCUCCAUUGUCGGGAAGGAAGACGUCAGCAACUUCGACGAGGAGUUCACCACCGAACCUCCGGCACUCACGCCACCACGCGAACCUCGUGUGCUCUCCCGCAAAGACCAGGAGAGCUUCCGGGACUUUGACUACGUCUCCGACCUCUGCUAGUGGGCCUUGAAGAAGAAGAGGAAUGUUUGACUUUAAAGGCCUCACAACGGUUUUAUCUGAGCGGACCACCGGUCCCAACUGACUGUCCGCUGACUGUUUGUCUGCCGUUAAUUACACUGUGAAUGAAUGCGGAGAGACCAGAGCCAGUCGGUCUGUGUUUUGUGUGUCUACAAGUUAAAAAGAUAGAAAGCUGAGAAAAUAAAAGCCAGGACGGACAGCUGGCUGGGUUGUACAAACAAAGGCCCCAAUCCUCGUACAUCGCACCAGUGACUUGUGUAUCUUUACAAACAUUAGCCUUUUAAAUUACCUCCUCCCAUCCUCUUAUGUGUCGCUGUAUUCACCCGUGCAGCUGUGAGGAGGAGCUGCUGACUUUUUAAUGGUCUCUCAUACCAAUGCCUUACAUUUGUAUUUGAUCCACAGAAAAGCAUCAUGUUUUUAUUUUGUGGCCCGUUGUAUACAGCAGCAGGAAGAAGAGUGAGAAACCGAGAGGACCUGCUUGUGAGAGUGGGAACUGUGACGUCUCGUUCAGAAGGAAUUCAUAUUUGAAGCUUCCCCAGCAGUGGUGUGAUGAUGACCCUCAGUCAUACUGACCAAUGCUGGGCGAACUAUGAAAUAUAACUACGGGGUAAAGAAUCACUUCUUAAUUCCUUGGAAUUCUACCAACCACUUUUAAAAAUUGUGCUGCUUGGAUUUUAAUGAAUGUCACAAAUGUUACAAUUGCAAUUUUUAAGUAAUCACAUUUUAUGACCGUUGACUCCUCAUCCAUUAUUCAGUACCAACCACAUUUUUAAUUGGAAAUUGUAUAUCAUAUCGCAACCAUCAGCAUUAAAUGCUAUGUAGCAAACAGGUCACUGUAUUUCACCUUUUUUUUAUUACAAAAAAAAACUGAACACUAAAACUUGAUGCACAAGUAACAUUAUUGUGUUUGUUCAUCUGAGUUUAAGACGCAUUGCUCCAGUUAUCUACAUGCUACCAGAGUUUUGUGUACAUGAAGUAAGUAAUUUCCCCUCAAGACAUUUAUAUGUGACUUUAAACUCAACAAACUCUGGCUCUAGCAUUUGUUUUAGUGUCUGUUUUGGAGAACUGAUUCCAACAAUACAUUUAAAAGCUACCCGUGGUGGUUAUUGCAGAUGAAGUUAUCUUUGUUUCAGAUAAAACCAAUGGAUAUCUUGGUUAAUAUCUGGAAAAUCUGGGUGGUGAUGACGCAAUCAAAAAAAAAUAUUGCACAUCACAUCCCAGUGAACAAGGUAUCUUGGCAAAACAUUUCUAAAGAAACAAUAUCAUUUCAAACACAAUGAUAUAUCUUGAAAAUAUGAGCCAGUGGUAUAAACAUUUCUGAGUAGAGGCAAGGUUUGUUGUGAAGCUGUAUGUAUGAUGUGUGGAUUUUACUUAUCUUGUGUUGUGUCAAAACAAAAACCAUGUGAGAGUAUGAGAUGACUUAUUUUAUAAAGAAAGGUUGGAGUGAAUAAUCUGUCUGUGUGUUGUUUUUAGUGUACAGUAUCUAAGGACACUUGAGAGGCAAGUAAAACAGAAGAGAAAAAACUAAAACAUAGCCGUAUCAGUAGUUUUUAUUUGGGACUAAACAUCCAUUUAGCAGCAGCAUUUUAAACUGAGGUGAUGUUCUACAUUGUUUUGUGUUUUUUGCUAAAUCAAUAUUAUUCAGGGGUAUUGAGUCGUAAUAUGUGCAUAUCCUGUCAUCCUUUUUCCAAAAUGUCAAUUGUAAUUUUAAUAACUUUGACCAUAAAUUCAUCUUUUGAUUAUUUGUUAGAUUAAAUGAUAACUGUAGAGUCUUCAAAAAUGUAACAUAGUUUAUCAAAACUUGAGAACAUAUAAACCAGAUCCAAUGUUAGUGUCUCUUUGAAUUGCUUGUUUUGUCUAGUGAAAAUCUAAGGUCCAAAAGUAAUUGAUUUAAAACUAAAUAAAAUGGCUCCAUCAGCAAAUCCUUACAUUGGAGAAUAGAAGUGUGUGCUUAUUAGUUAUUAUGAUGAUUAGUUUUCUGAUCAAUAUUCCACCAAUCUCUUUAAUCAUAUAAAACA